CUGUGUGUGUGAUUGUGUGGUAGCUGCUCAGCCAUGACUGAGAUGAAACACCUUACAGAGUGGCCCUGGAAAGGUUCCAUAGGGCAGCUAAUGAUCCCACAGAAGUGAGAGCUGGUGUCCAGGGAUUUGCAAGACUGAGAAGGUACAAGUUAAGGAAUGCAGAAUAUUAUGAGAGUGCGCGAGACUGAUCAAACUACGAGGAGGAGGGAGGAAGGACCAAUCAGAGAGCAGCAGAGUCAAGAACGGGCCAAUCAGAGAGCAGCGGGAGCAGUUCUCAGCUGAGCCAAGAUUCAAAACAACACGGGGGGCGAAACAUUGCGGUCAUGGCACAGGUAGAAGAGAUAACCACUGAUUUACUCGACAAGAAGUAUUUAUUCAGUGGUUUCGUGCUGGGGAAGGCAGAAUGGGACUCUGCCACAUUGAUUAAAGUGUACCAGCGUCUCCUGAGUGUGCACAGUGACGGGUUUGACUACGAGGAGGUGGCACCGCAGGCCGCCCACCACCUGUCUCACAUUUGCAAAUGCCUCAGAUUGUUGGGUAUUGGUCACCUGGCACCCAAGUCACAGGAUCUGGUGGACAAGUCUCGGGCGCUUCGGAUUAUUUCAGCUCUUGAUGACAAGAUCUCGGCAAAGUACAAGCCCCACAUUGCUGCUCGCAGGAUCAGAGUUAUCAUAAAAAAAGAGCAGAAGAGUAAGAGCCACAAACCAAAGCCACGGCCACCUACUGGUACUGUUCAGGAAGACUCCCAAGAGUCAAGCCAAGAGAAUGUGUUCCCUGUUGUCCCUUUGCCCAAAGCCUGUGCGCCCCAGCACAGCUGUGUACCAGAGAAGACCAAACCUAAGGCAGUACAAAUCAAGAAGAGUCAGCCCAAGGCUAGUGUUCCUGAAGCUGCACAGCCUCCUACGGUGACUCCUGAAUCACCGAGGGACUUCAUUCCAUCAGGGCGGCAGCUACAAAGGACGCCAGUAGCCACCACUGCUAUGCAGUCUGACAAUCUUCCCACUGGUUCACAAUUUGAAAAUGAUGUGCACUACAAGCCAGAGCCAUCUAAUACUUCUGAAACAGAUCAUGAUGUAUGUUGCAAGAAUAGUGUCACUAUGACUCCUGUUUCUUCUCAGCUUGCUCAUACAUCUCACAGGGCUGACAAUACCUAUCCAUGCUGUACUCCUGAACCAGUUGGUGAUGGUGUUCAGUCUGUGUUGAAGGAAUGUGUACUGUCUCACUGCUCUAGUGAGGCUUGUAUACCACCUGUGCCUUUCAGCCAAGAUAUUUCUCCACAAAGUGAUCGUGGUGUGGAUGUUGAGGCUGAGGUGUUAGCUGAGGAAAAACCAAACAUAAUUCCAACUGGUCACCAAAUUCCAAGGACUCCCAAAAUACCAGAUAAAAUGUUAAAGUUGUAUCUGGAAGAGGACACGUGCUCUUCUAAUAAGGAAAUGACUGGAACUUUAGAAGCACAGAAUACAGUAUCACCACUAGAUCUCCCAGAGAGGUGCAAAGAAAGCGAUUGCACACAAGGAGAAGAGAAUAGGAGUGUUGAACAGGAAACAUUCCAUAUGGCAAGUAGUGAGCCUUCAUCACCUGUUCACUCUCCACUUGAACCAAUUAGAAUGCUCCACAUUACAAGUCCUACUAAGAGUUCUGCUGAUUCUCCAUUGCCAGUUGAUGGAGGGUUGCCAGAACAUUAUGUGCUGUCCCCUCCCUCAGGAUAUAAGAAUAACAAGACUUUUUCAAAGACUUAUUCGGAAUCAUUGGAAGGAAAAUGCUUAGCUGUCCAGUCUGAAUUUUCAACAUUAAAGUCACCACCAAUAAAUCAUUCCCUAGAAGAUGGCUGUUUGCAGACCAACAUGACACAAGUUAAAGUUUCUUAUAGCAAAAUGUUGACAACUGCCAUUCAUGAUUAUGAAAGUCCACCCUCGUCUGGUAGCAGUUGUGGAAACUUGACAGUUCAAGACAGUUUUAGUGAAAGCCCAGUGUCUGUAGUAAGAAAUGAUAACUCAUCAUCUUCAGUCUUAGCCUCUGUAGUAAUUAAUGAAAGUUCAUCUUCUGAAGCCACUCUUUCUGCUGAAAGUCCAGCUUCUGCCAUAAGUAAUAAUGAAGGAACCUUUGUCUGUAAUACUGAAGGCACUUAUGUCUUAGGUGAUGAAGGAACUUUUGUCUGUAAUACUGAAGCUACUUAUGUCUUAGGUAAUGAAGGAACAUUUGUCUGCAAUUCUGAAGGCACUUACAUGUCAGAUACUGAAGGAACUUUCAGCUGCAAGUCUGAAGGCACUCACAUGUCAGAUACUGAAGGAACUUUCAGCUGCAAGUCUGAAGGCACUCACAUGUCAGAUACUGAAGGAACUUUCAGCUGCAAGUCUGAAGGCACUUAUGACUUGGAUAAUGAAGGAACAUUUAUCUACAGUUCUGAAGGCACUUAUGUCUGCAGUAAUGAAAAAACACGUAUCACUAACAAUGAAAGAACUUAUGUCUGUAACAAUAAAAGUAUGUGCGAUGAACCUAAUAAUUUAGAGAAACUGAUGAAAAAUAUCAGUAUUGAGAAUCAAGACUAUUCAGAUAGUAUGUUGAAGCAUGGUGCUGAGGAUGAUCGGAAGCAUUUGAUUGCUAAUGAAAAAGAUGUAUCAGUGUUGUGUGAAAAUCUUGAACUAAAUUGUUCACUCAAGGAAAAUGCCUCCCCAGGAGGGUGGGACAGUGAGGUGAACCACACAGAACAAGCCACACCACUUGUUCAGAAUGUUACUUAUAUUAUGUCAGCUAAGAAGCUGCCUGGCAAAACUAAUCACAAUGAAAUUAAAGUAGAAUCAUGGAAAGAUGUAGAUGAUUCUCCCAUUAUUCCAAAGGAAUAUUUAAGCAAGAACAUCAGUUCAGAGAGAAACAUUGCUGAUAUCAAAGAAAUUAUUAAGGAUAAAACAAUAUUUAAUGCUACCUCUUCAGUGGAGAGUGAUACAUUUAUUCAUCAAAUGCAAAAUGAAAAAUUGUAUAUGAGGAAUGAUGAUGACUCUUUUGAAAUUUUUCCACACAAGCAUAAGGCACCUAGAGGGAAUAGCAAAGGUUUGGGUAUCUUUGCCCACAUUACUGAGAAACCACCAGAAACAGGUAAUCAUAGUGAUGCUAAUAAGACUACUGAUGAUCUUGAAUGCUCUGUAAUAAAGGAACCUAAAGUUUUUGGAAAGUUUUUGGAAGAGGAAAAUUGUAAACUAGAUCCACUGGGAGAAACAGAAACUGGGACAGAAAAUGUUGUAAGUGUGCAUUUUGAGAAAAGUACGAAAAUGGUCUUGAAGGAAAGUAAUAAGCAAAGUAAAAAAGGAAGGCGUAAGAUCACUGGCAAGGAAGCAGACACAGGAGACGAAGGAGAGGCCACAAGUAGACAAAGGAAAGGAAAAAGUCAAAUGAAAACCCAUGAUGUAACUUAUGUACAUGAGCAGAAAGAAACAGACAUGGAGUGUGUGAAGGAGACGGCUCGUGGAAGGAGAUGCAAACAAAUGAAGAACUAUGAUGAAAACUUGUCUCCUAGCUGUGUGCUCGACUCAGAUGAUAGCUGGACUUUUAUUGAAAAGAAAGAGAAAAGAGCAAAGAGUUAUGCAAAGAAGAAUAAAGAAAACCAGAGUAGCAGACCUGGUAAGGAAAAGAAAAGCAAUAAUGCUGUCAAUAAGGGGAAUACUGAAGAAGAAAUUAAAAGGAAGACAAAAGAUGAAGCUAGUGUUAAUGAAAAUAUAGUAAAAUAUACAGGUCAAUACAAAAUGGAUGUGGAUGAAUCUAGUCCAGAAAAAGAUAUGAAAUCUGACGGUCAUCAGAAGAAAACUGAAGUUGGAAUCCCAGAAAAUGAUGCCCCUGUAAAAUCUAAGGGUAGAAGCAAGAAAACUGAAGAAGUCCCUGAUGAGGAAGCCCCUGUGAAACCUAAAGGUAGAAGCAAGAAAAUUGAAGAAUUCCCUGAUGAUGAAACCCCUGUGAAACCAAAGGGUAGGAACAAGAAAACUGAAGAAGUCCCUGAUAAUGAAGCCCCUGUGAAAUCUAAGGGUAAAAGUAAGAAAACUGAAAAAGUUCCCGAGGAGGAAACCCUUGUGAGACCAAAGGGUAAAAGUAAAAAAACUGAAGAAGUCCCUGAAAAUGAAACCCAUGUGAAACGUAAGGCUGAAAGCAAGAAAACUGGAGAAGUCCCUGAUGAAGAAGCCCCUGUGAGACCUAAGGGUAGAAGCAAGAAAACUGAAGAAGUUCCUGAUGAAGAAGCCCCUGUGAGACCUAAGGGUAGAAGGAAGAAAACUGAAGAAGUCCCUGAUGAAGAAGCCCCUGUGAGACCUAAGGGUAGAAGCAAGAAAACUGAAGAAUUCCCUGAUAAUGAAGUCCCUGUGAGACCUAAGGGUAGAAGCAAGAAAACUGAAGAAUUCCCUGAUAAUGAAGCCCCUGUGAGACCUAAGGGUAGAAGCAAGAAAACUGAAGUCCCUGAUGAAGAAGCCCCUGUGAGACCUAAGGGUAGAAGGAAGAAAACUGAAGAAGUCCCUGAUGAAGAAGCCCCUGUGAGACCUAAGGGUAGAAGCAAGAAAAGUGAAGAAGUCCCUGAUGAGGAAGCCCCUGUGAGACCUAAGAGUAGAAGCAAGAAAACUGAAGAAUUCCCUGAUAAUGAAGCCCCUGUGAGACCUAAGAGUAGAAGCAAGAAAACUGAAGAAGUCCCUGAUAAUGAAGCCCCUGUGAGACCUAAGGGUAGAAGCAAGAAAACUGAGGAAGUCCCUGAUGAUGAAGUCCUUGUGAAGCCUAAGGGUAGAAGCAAGAAAAUUGAAGUCCCUGAAAAUGAAACCCAUGUGAAAUGUAAGGCUGAAAGCAAGGAAACUGAAGAAGUCCCUGAAAAUAAAGCUCUUGUAAAACCAAAGGGUAAAAGAAAGAAAACUGAAGAAGCCCCUGAUAUUGAAGUUCCUGUGAAACCUAAGGGCAGGAGCAAGAAAAGUGAAGAGGUCCCUGAUAUUGAAGUCCCUGUGAAACCUAAGGGUAGGAGCAAGAAAAGUGAAGAAGUCCCUGAUGUUGAAAUCCCUGUGAAACCUAAGGGCAGGAGCAAGAAAAGUGAAGAAGUCCCUGAUGUUGAAAUCCCUGUGAAACCUAAGGGCAGGAGCAAGAAAACUGAAGUCCAUGAUGAGGAAGUCCCUGUGAGAGCAAAAGGCAGAAACAAGAAAACUGAAGAAGUCCUUGAUAAUGAAAACCCUGUGAAACCAAAGGGUAGAAGGAAGAAAACUGAAGAGAUCCCUGAUGAUGAAGCCCCUGUGAAAGUUAAGGGUCGACAGAAGAAAUCAAAGGAAGCCCCAUUGACUGAAGACCAAACUUUUGACAAUGAAAUGGAAAUAAAGUUUAGAGACGAUGAAGAAAAGGUUGAUAUAAAUGAAGCCACUGAUAAUGAAACUGUCAAGAAAAGCAAGAAAGUCCAAGGUACAAGCAAAAAAGACGCUGAUGGGCAACCUUGCACUGGAGUUACAUGGGGGAGAAGAAUGUGUAAAGUGAAAGCAAGUGCAGCAAUAUCAGAACUCCUUAAUGAUUCUUGGUCUUAAAUUUUAAUGGGGCAAUGGUUUUACUACUUUGUAAAGCUUAUUAUUAUCACUUAACAGUACUUGCCUUAAUAUUUAUCUGAAAGCUGGUGUUUAAAUGGAAGUUCUAUUUACACAUUAUGAAAAUCUAGUGUAUAGAUACUUGGAAUAGAUUUUCUUGGUUGCAGUUAAUCUAAGUUUGAACAAUACUCAUAGUUAUUGCAUAAUAUUCUUGUAAUAUCAUCAUACAAAUAAAGUAAAUACAUAAGUAAUUGUUGAUUACUUAAGAAAUAUUGUAGUACAUUGAUACCAAAAUGCCUACAUACCGUAGUGUGCCAAAUGCAAUGUACUGCAAGAUCAUUGUGCCAGUAUUGAUAUGCAAGCCUGUAAUUAAUGAUAACAUUAGCAGUGUAAUGAAGGAACUUAUGUGACUGAUAGCUUUAAAAAGUUCUUGUUAGAGUGCUUACCUCAUAUCCAAGAGCUCCAGCCCUUAUUUCAAUCUUGGUAGUGUAAAUUGAAAUUUUGACCUUGUAUUUCAGCUGAGGUAGAAAUAAACAAACUUGUCUUUCUAUGCUUGUUGAUAUAUGCUUGACUUUUGGCUGAGUGAAGCACACUGAUUUAUACACUAGUUUGUGCACAGGAACGCAAACUUGAAUUGUAAAUAAUAGCGGAUUAUAUUUUUACAAGGUUAUAAUUUAUAUUUAAAAUUAACAAUGCUAGCUUUUCCUGUGUGUGUGCGUGUGUGUGUGUGUGUGUGUGUGUGUAUCAGUAAUUUGUAAAUAAAUCUUAUAAAUCUCAUUUGAUUUUAUGGUUGUAUUUUUUUUAAAUUUUUUGUGGGAGUAUUUUAAUUUCUGAGGCACUAUGAUAAUAUAUUCUAUUCUGGCUUUUGUACAUCACUAAAUAUGUCAAAAAGAAGCUAAGUGUGAAAUAUAGUUAUAAAUAUAUAUGCCUGUAUUUA
Molecule: messenger RNA, 6462 nt
Organism: Scylla paramamosain (green mud crab)
Lineage: Eukaryota; Metazoa; Arthropoda; Malacostraca; Decapoda; Portunidae
Exons: 5
Coding region: 324-5528 (1734 amino acids)
Source: RefSeq, a predicted model, not a curated record